Messenger RNA from Physella acuta, 6777 nucleotides. Its product is annotated as histone acetyltransferase KAT6B. The record is from RefSeq and is a predicted model, not a curated record. Gene Ontology annotation, cellular component: chromatin; nucleus; nucleosome. Gene Ontology annotation, molecular function: DNA binding; histone H3 acetyltransferase activity; chromatin binding. NCBI's taxonomy places the organism in Eukaryota, Metazoa, Mollusca, Gastropoda, Physidae. Gene Ontology annotation, biological process: regulation of transcription by RNA polymerase II; nucleosome assembly.
GCCCAGCUUGACGCAUUCUCGAAGGCUAAAAAAAAAGAUAAAGUAGGUCAACAUACAUCCUAUGAAUGAAAUAGUCCUUGGAGUAUGCAUUGAUUUGUCAACUUUUGUUGGAUCUGACAUAUUCUUAUUUAUCUUGUAUUUAAAAUGUAGCUGAUAUGUAUCAAAAUUAUAGUGACUUAUUUUUCACUUAAAAUAAACACUUUGUUGCGAAGUCACAUAGAUCUAUUCACAGUUAUCUCGGAGAGUUUGGCAGCCAUGUUUGAUUUAAGACGGCUUCAUCGCCAUUAUGAAAUGGCAAAAAUUAUCGAAUUUUCAGCAAACGCUUAAAACCUGUAGAUUCUAGGAGACAGGAUUGGCAAUGUGUUUCUGGUUGAAAUAAUUUAUUCCUGUAUAACUUCGCAAAGUUUUUGACCGAUAUAUUUAUUAAAAUGGUUAAAGAAAGUGAUUCAAAUGUAGAGGUAAAUUCUACAUACUUGGAUUGGAUUUUAGAAGCCGUUCAUAAAAUAAAACACCAGAAACAGCGACCCAAUAAAGAGAGAAUUAUAAAUGCCAUAAGACAAAAUCAUCAAGUUACAGAAGAUUCUAUUGUUGAACAACUAGAAUUAUCUGUACAAAGUGGAAAACUUUUGAGAGUAGAAAACAACAAUGAUUAUACUUACAAAGACCCUGCUUUAAUUUCUCAAGGUAAAUCAUUACCUCCAAGUAAAUCAGCAUCUCCAGGUAAAUCAAUGUCUCCUGGUAAACCGCUGUCUCAGGGUAAAUCAAAGCAAUCAGACAGCAAAGAUGACUUAAUGAAACUUGUUGUUCAGUGUUUAAAACAGUCUCAUGAUCCUAAGGGUCUCAUGCUAAGAUCCAUUGAAAAAUAUGUCAAUUCUAAAUUAAAGAAUAAGGAUGAAGGGAAGCUAAUCAGCAACCUGCGUACAUUCAUACGUAGAGCUGUACAGCAAGGUCAACUUAAACAGGUUGGCAAAAUGAUAAAGUUACCUACUACAGAAGAUAGAAAAGGCAACAAUCAGCCCUCUCUUGGUCUUGGUGACAGUAAUGUGGAAAUAGUUUUACCAUUUGAAAGGAAUAGGAAAAAGGCAACACCGCUAGUUUUGUGUAGUUUUUGCUUGGAAGGUGCAGAUUCCAAUAGAGAAGGAAAAUGGGAAGAUCUUAUUUCUUGUGCUGAUUGUGGUAAUAGUGGCCACCCAUCAUGCUUAAAGUUUUCUGAAGAGUUGACUGCUAAAGUUCGUAAACUGAGAUGGCAAUGUAUCAAUUGUAAAAAAUGCUCGUUUUGUGGAAAAUCUGGAAAAGAGGAUGACAUGCUGUUUUGUGAUUUCUGUGAUCGUGGCUUCCACAUGUCAUGCUGUGAUCCGCCCAUUUCUAAACCACCAAAAGGUGACUGGAAAUGUAAUCUUUGUGAUCCAGAACGUGGAAAUAAAAAAGGAAAGCAAUUUCUGGAAGCAGCUAUGAAAUAUACAUUAAAAAUUAAGUCACAAAUACAUGCUACCUCCAAACAGAAGCUUAAAAAAGCCAGGUUAUUCCAGGCUGCAAAACAGAAUAAGAUGAGAAGCAGCAACAAAAAAAAGAAGAGAAAGUCAGAAAGUGCUGAUGAAGAUAGUAGUGAAGAUAAUGAAACAAUGAAAACAGAUCUACUUUCCCCUAGUGAGUUUACACUCAAUCAGGGGACUUUAGAAGCACUUAGUGUUCUGCCUGAAACCAAACAUUUGGUUGAUGGCCUUUCUCACUUUUUCACCCCCUCAAACAAGCGCUCAUCACGUGUGUCCCUUUGUGCAAUUCAACCUCCCCUUAUUGGCAUGGGUGAGGAAAUAGUGAAAAAAAAAUCAAAAAACAAAUUAACUAAUAGAAAAGAUGUUAAGAAAUCACGGAAUUCUCAGCGCAGCACUCAAAAAACAGCUUGUAGGCUUAUCAAACGUUCUAAAUUAGUACAUGCUUCAAGGGUGAGAAAGAAGAGUGGGGCACCACCACUUAGUGGCCAAUUGCGGGGACUAUUUGAUGGUCUCUCUCAGUUUUUCAAUGCAACAGGUGAGCGCAAGAGGACAUUACCGGUGUAUAAUUGUAAAAAAGAAACUAGUUUGUCUAGCUCUAGUGCGAGCUUUCCACUAUCCUCUUGUACUCAACACAGCUGUGAUAGUAAGGGUUUGAAUGUGUGUAUAAGUGACAGGCAGGGAUCUGAGUCUAUUCUUUCAUCAUCGCGGCGUCAACUCUCCUGGUGGGAUGAGAUGAACCACCUCAUGCAGAUGACAUUACAGGAGUUUCGACAUUAUGGGUCCCAACUUUUGGAUGGUCAUAAUAGAUGCUGGGCUGGUCGAAGGACGUGUAUAGCUCAAGGCAGGGGGAAUAACAGCCAUUUGUUUAGGGAUACUAUACGUACAAAAGCAGGAAUGGUUUUACCAUCAUAUGUGACAGAAGAGGAUGUGGCUUUAUUUAAACAAGCUCAAGAACAGUCACAGAAGGAAUUGGAUAAGCAAUGUACUCAAGAAGCUAAUGGCCUAGAAUGCAAAGUAGAAACUGGUCGUUACCCUCCUUGUAUUGAGAUGGGUCAGUACGAGAUAGAAACUUGGUAUUCGUCACCUUACCCACAGGAAUAUGCCAGCUUACCAAAACUUUAUAUCUGUGAAUAUUGUCUAAAAUACAUGAAGAGCCGAAAUGGACUUCAUAGACAUAUUGAAAAAUGUCAACUAAGACAUCCACCAGCAGAUGAAAUCUACCGUUGUGGUGAAUUAUCUGUAUUUGAAGUGGAUGGACAAUCCAGCAAACUCUACUGCCAAAAUCUUUGUCUGCUUGCCAAAUUGUUUUUGGAUCACAAAACUUUGUAUUAUGAUGUUGAGCCUUUUUUGUUUUAUGUGUUAACUGUCAAUGAUGAAUAUGGUUCUCACAUUGUUGGUUAUUUCUCAAAGGAAAAACACUGUCAACAAAAGUACAAUGUGUCAUGUAUAAUGACAAUGCCACAGUAUAUGCGCAAAGGCUAUGGGCGUCUACUCAUAGAUUUCAGUUACUUGUUGUCUAGACGUGAAGAAUGUUUUGGAUCACCAGAGAAACCUCUAUCAGCUCUUGGUGCUGUCAGUUACAAAGCUUACUGGCGCAGUGUCUUAUUAGAACAGUUUAAACAAUCUCAAACAAAAAUCACAAUUAAAAGUAUCAGUGAAAGAACAGGAAUUUGCCCCUUAGAUGUUUUGCAGACAUUGAAAGAUCUAAAAUUCUUAAAGCAACAAGGUGAAAAACCUGUGAUAGCAGUGGACCAUUCCAUGGUAGAGGCCUAUGUUGAGAAAGUAAAGGCUAAACCACAUUUAACUUUAGAUGAAGACAGCUUGCACUGGACACCUAUCAUUAGCAAGUCUUUUUUGACAGAGGAGGAGGAAGAGGCUGACAAACAGUUGGUUGAGAUGCGCCAUGUGGUUGAGAGUAUAGUGACAGAACGUAAGAAAAUAUCAGAAGAGCUGAAAAAAACUCCAAUAAAAGAUGAAGCCAAGAUAGCUUCACUGUGUUCCCCUAGCACACCUGAAGAAGAUCAGACUGAUAAGUGGCCAAGAAGAUUUGGACGUAAGAGAUUUCCAAGCAUGACUUGGGGAAACUCAGCUUUAAAAAGAUUUAAAAAUGAUGGAGAUCCUAAGUGUCCAUUUGAAUUUGAAGCUGAUGAAGACAUGCCUCCCCCACCUCAACUUCGUAUGGAAAAAUCUCCUGCCAGGACAUCAUCCCCUCUAAGUCCCAUAAGCCCGUCACCUUUCCGCCCCAGCUUUGACUCUCCUGUUAAAACUCCAGAUAAAAAAUGGCCAAGAAAAGCAGAAGAAGUUGUGAGAAAAGUUCAAGGGAAAAAGAAAAUGAGGCGCAAACCAGGAAGACCACCCAAAAUGGAUGGUGUUUCUUCUGUGCAAAAGAUAAAGAAUAAGUUAGGCCGUAAGCCAGGUCGACCUUCAUUGAAGGACAACAGGAAAGAAAGGCCAUUGAGUAAACAGGGUCGACCAUUCAAACGAAAACCAGGAAGACCUCCUAAAAAAGCAGAUGAAAUGGAAGAUUCAGUUGUCAAGAAUAGUGAAGAUGAUGUUAAAAAUAACAAAGUGCCUGGCAGAAAACCAGGAAGACCUCGCAAGAACAUGACAAAAUCAAGUGGUCAAGCGGAAGAAGAGGCUGCUAGUCACAAUGAAAGUGAUGAAGAGGUGGAAGAAAAUAAAAAAGAAGAAACAUUAAGCCAAGAUAAUGACUUCUUGCCGAGCCAUUCUACGGUCACUACAAGUCCGAAAAGCAACAAAGUUAUUGAUGAGUAUAUUGAUUCAUCGUCUACUAGUGACAGCAGUGAUUCAUCCAAUUCUGACACUUCAGACUCGGAUGAUGACGAUGAUGAUGACGACGAUGAUAAUGAUGGCGAUAAUGAUGACUCAGAAGAUGAAGAAAAGACUAAACCAAAGGUUGUUGAAAGUGGGAAACCAAUCGAAAACAAUAAUAGCAUCACCGAAAUGACCAGUAAAGUUAGGCGGUUGUCAGCAUCAUCAUCUGAUGAUAGCGAUGCCAUUCCCAGGGUGAGUGCUGUCAUAAGGCACAGUGUUGAGAAACUGAGUGAUGAUGACAGUGGUCAUGAAAGGAGGGUCACAACACAAAUGUUCUCUGAUAGUGACAGCCAAGACCAAGCUCAGGCCACUGUAGAAAAGAAAGAGGAGCCUGCAAAGGAGGAGGAAAAAUCCCCUGUGGAUGUGAGAGAAGAGAGAGAGGAAGAUGAGGAGACUAAAGCAGCAAGUGAAAACUUAGCUGAGAUCGUUAAAGAUUUGGAGCAAGCUGACAGUCCCCAGGCUAGUGUUGAAUCUUCCUCGUUUGGCAGCAUAGACGAGCUAACUGAUGCUUUUAGUGACGCUCAGUCUCCCAGUGAUCCCUUGAUUCCAUCUUCCCCACCGCCGGCCCCUGCACCUGUCAUAGUCAACAGUGAUGACGAGGACCUCCCAUCCCCUGCUGGCAGCAUGGGUAGAGCUCCAACCCCACAGAACGUUAACCUACAGUCUGACUCACAAGUGGGCAGGCAGUCUGUUGACCCUCUGCUCUCAUCUCCCUCACACAUGCAUCAACCUAUUCAACAGGUGACGUUAAUGUCUCCGGCUGUACAACAAAGCAUGAUGUCCCCAUCUGUUCAACAUUCUUCAAUGAUGUCCCCUUCUAUUCCACAACAGACAUUAAUGUCUCCGUCUAUUCCACAACAGACUUUGAUGUCACCAUCAAUUCCACAACAGACAUUAAUGUCUCCUUCAAUUCCACAACAGACUUUAAUGUCACCUUCUAUUCCACAACAGACACUUAGGUCACCAUCAGUUCCUCAACAGACGUUAAUGUCUCCAGCUGCACAGAACAAAAAUGUGACUGGGAUGUUUCCAGGGUCACCCAUUUUAAUUUCAGCCUCGCCUGAAGUUAAGCAGCAGCCACGCACACCGUCCCAGCAAAUUCCCACCUCUUCACCGUAUGAUGACCCAUACCACAGUGUAGCCUCCCUAGCCUCACCUGCACAGCUCACAUCACCUGGCCAGUUGACCUCGCCCUCCCCCUCCCAUCUUUCCUCACCAGCCAUGAGUGGGCAUCAGGAAAAGCACACAAUGGACACAUCACCUCAACAAAAAACACACUCUUCCAUGGGGAUGACGAGGCAAAAUAAGUCUGCCUCAGCUCGUUCCCAACAGAGGUCAAGAUCUUCAGGUCAAGGUCGUGUGACCCAAACUUACCUCCCAUCAGUGUCAACAGGGGCAAAUGUUCAAAGCUUGCAGCAGCACCAAGCCAACUUUGAUGUCUCUCAGCUGGCCGCUGACAUGGCAUCAGAACCUAGUCAGCAUUCUUCACUCACACUUAACUAUGACUGUGCACAAAACAUGCAAUAUUGUAACAAUGGUCAGAGCAGGAAUAGUUUUAUGGACACUGUCAACAUGGGUGGCCUGCAUGCCCACUCGAGUGGUUCUGGGUACCUGAGCCAGUCAGUGGCAACAACAAGCAUCAACUACCACCAUCAUGGCUCUCCUAUUUCUACAUACCCACCCUCACUGCAGCAGCAACAACGCACACAGCAGUCACUGCACCAAAAUUCACCUCGUAUAAUUCCAAUGGUAGUUCAGCAAGCCAUGCUGCAGGGAAGCAAUGUCUAUCAAACUCAACAACCUAAUAACUGUGAUCUAAUUAAACUCCAACAAUUGACAAACCGCAUUCAUGAUAUGCCAGUAGAUAACUUGCCAGCACAGAACCUCACCCCACCACCACCUUCAUCCAUCAACAUGACCCCACCCCCCACUGUCAUGAUGCGGUCCAUGACACCAGUUCCUCCCCAUACAGCCCUCAUGGGUCAACCUUCAGCGCCAGUUUACAAACGGCAACGAACAUCGUCGUCCACCUCCCGUAAAGCUCCCACCGUAAGCCAAAGCAACCCUAAUGUGACAAUCAACCCUAACAUGACAUUGACUCCCAACGUGACCAUCCAGCCUGGCACUGGAGGAAUGAUCCCCAGAUAUUUCCCUUACAGGAUGCCCCAAGGCAUGAUCAACCCCAGCUACAUCACAGCUAACUCACAGAGUUUUUUACAGCCGCAACAAAUUCCAAUGCAAAUGAUGAACGUCAGCCCACAGACUGCUUUUCAGCAACAAACUGGCCAACCAGGGAACCCAACCACUGUUUAUACCCCUUAUUAUAUUAAUAUGAAUAAUGUUAUGCGCAGAUAAAUCAUCCAUUGGCACUAUCUAACUUCAUUUUCUGCAAUUAAAAUUUUUAUAGUAAAUUGUCUUUCAAGGGUUUCAUUAAAUCUUUGUGCACUGA